This is a messenger RNA of Aureobasidium subglaciale EXF-2481, 1401 nucleotides long. RefSeq lists its product as uncharacterized. Bases 1 to 1401 code for a protein of 466 amino acids. Gene Ontology annotation, molecular function: oxidoreductase activity. The transcript has 2 exons. The record is from RefSeq and is a predicted model, not a curated record. NCBI's taxonomy places the organism in Eukaryota, Fungi, Ascomycota, Dothideomycetes, Dothideales, Saccotheciaceae.
AUGUCCGCCCGAGGCACAGCUAGCGAGAGCGUGGAUGUCGUUGUCAUAGGCGCAGGACUCGCCGGCCUGACUGCAGCUCGCGAUCUCAUAAAGGCGGGCCUGUCCUGUAUUAUACUGGAAGCUAGAGACCGUGUUGGCGGUAAGACAUGGAGUCAGGAGCUUCCGGAUAGCAAAGGAACAGUCGAUCUCGGUGCUGCUUGGAUCAACGACGUCAAUCAAACUCAGGUGUACGGCCUAGCGAAGCAAUACAACGCAGAGUUCAUCGAGCAGAAUACCACUGGUAAUUGUGCUAUACAAGAUGCCAGCGAGAAGAUCUCGACGUUUCCAUACGGUGGAUUGCCGCCAUUUGAUUCUGCAGCUGCGGAAGAUGUUGUACGCAUUCGCGACAUGUGCGAAGCGGAUUGUCAAGCUCUGGAUGUAUUCAACCCAAAGGACGAUACUCUGGAUGUAAUGACAUUUGAAGAAUAUCUCACAUCACGAGGAGCCAGCAAGACGAGUAUGUCCACCGCGACUGUAUGGACGCGAGCGAUGCUCGGACAGGAGCCUAGAGAUUUGUCUGCUCUGUAUUUCUUGAACUACUGCAAGUCUGGAGGCGGUCUACUGCAGAUGCGAUCGGAUCGUAAAGGCGGUGGUCAGCAUCUGCGUGUCCGUCAAGGCAUGCAAUUAUUCUCAAAAGGACUUGCUAGCGAUAUGCCCGAGAGUGUGGUUCGUCUAUCAAGUUCCGUAUCAGCCAUCAAGAACAACACUGGAAACGGAGCCAUCGAGGUACAUACAAAUGUUCAGGUCAUACAAGCUCGCAAGGUCAUCACUACAGUCCCCACGCCUGCACUUAAGGGCGUCACAUUCACACCAGAUCUACCCGCAGGCAAGCGUACCUGGAUUGAGUCAACGACCUAUGGCUACUAUACUAAGGCCAUGAUGGUCUUCCGCACGCCGUUCUGGAUCCACAAAGGCUUCUGCGGCCUCACUCAGUCGUUCGUCGGCCCUGCCGGUGUCAUCCGCGACACGAGUAGCCCCGCGGAUGACAAGCAUAUUCUGACAUGCUUUUUGGGUGGUGAACCUGGUUUUGCAUGGGCAACCUUGUCCGAUAAAGACCGCGAACAAAGUCUGUUAAAGCAGAUUGGACAACUCUUCGGCGCGGAAGAUCUCGCUGCCAAGGAAUUUGUUCAGCUGGUCACUUACGAGUGGAUCAAAGACGAAUACUCUGGUUGGGGCUGUCCUUGCACCGGUCUGCCGCCUGGAGUGCUGUCCAAACUCGGAAGUAGUAGUCUGAGAAAGCCAUGGCUAGAUGUGCACUUUGCCGGUACUGAGACGGCUGGUGAGUGGAAGGGCUACAUGGAAGGUGCCGUUCGUAGUGGAGAGCGUGCGGCGAAGGAAGUCAUUAUAUGUCUUGGAACUUGA